Messenger RNA from Monomorium pharaonis (pharaoh ant), 938 nucleotides. RefSeq names its product vacuolar-sorting protein SNF8 (gene lsn). Gene Ontology annotation, cellular component: ESCRT II complex. The transcript has a single exon. Gene Ontology annotation, biological process: protein transport to vacuole involved in ubiquitin-dependent protein catabolic process via the multivesicular body sorting pathway. Lineage: Eukaryota; Metazoa; Arthropoda; Insecta; Hymenoptera; Formicidae. The coding region runs from base 144 to 899 and encodes 251 amino acids. The record is from RefSeq and is a predicted model, not a curated record.
AUAUGCGAGCGGUACCAAAAGGUGCAAGUGUGGGAACCGAAUUUGUAUAGUACACACAUAUAUUGAGGAUAAAAUUCCGACGUCGACGCAAAGAUCGGUCUCGAGGAGUCUCGAGGAAUUUGAUCCUGACAACCGGGGAAAGGAUGAGGCGAAAGGCAGGAGUGGGCGCGAUCCAAAAGCAGAAGUUGGAGCAGGAGAAGUACCGGGACAAGGGCACGGAGAUCCAGGAGAAUCAGUUCGAGCAGAUGACCAAGCACAUGGAGACGUUCCGCGUGAACCUCGAGGAGUUCGCGUCGAAGCACAAGAGCGAGAUUAAGAAGAACGCGCAUUUUCGACGUCAGUUCACGGAGAUGUGCGCGUCGAUUGGCGUGGAUCCGCUCGCGUCCGGUAAGGGUUUCUGGUCGGUGCUCGGUAUCGGCGACUUUUACUACGAGCUCGCCGUCCAAAUCGUCGAGGUCUGCAUGGCGACUAACUAUAAGAACGGCGGCCUGAUAUCGCUGGACGAGCUGAGAACGCGUCUGAUACAAGCCAGAGGACGCAGGAAAGAGCAUCAAGAUAUCACCAACGAGGACCUGCUCGCUGCUGCGAAGAAGCUUAGGAUAUUCGGUAACGGCUUCUCCGUGGUUCCCAUCGGUAGAGGCAAGCACCUGGUGCAGUCGGUGCCUGGUGAACUCAGCAUGGACCACACUGCAGUGCUACGUCAGGCAAGCCUGUCCACAAAUGCCUAUGUCUCCAAAUCGAUUCUGUGCAAAGAACUGAAAUGGGAAGAGGACAGGGCUCAGAAGGCGCUAGAUCACAUGAUGAAGGAGGGUCUGGCCUGGCUCGACAAGCAGGCGGAAGAUGAGACGCUAUAUUGGUUUCCCAGUUUAUUCACAGCUUGCAUCGUUUCCAAUGAAUGAAACUUGAUGUUAAGAAUAUCGACAUUGUCAGAUAGAUAG